Molecule: messenger RNA, 596 nt
Organism: Arabidopsis arenosa
Lineage: Eukaryota; Viridiplantae; Streptophyta; Magnoliopsida; Brassicales; Brassicaceae
Source: the annotation of a GenBank genome assembly
GAAUCGAUCCUUUUCGUUUUAAUGCAGCUUGGGCAAUGAACGCUUCAAAAAAUGCAGAAGCUGAGUUUGCAUAUGGAUCAGGAUUUGUUAACCCUACUGUGGCAGUUGAUCCAGGACUUGUUUACGAAAUAGCCAAAGAGGAUUACUUGAACAUGCUUUGCUCUUUGGACUACUCAUCUAAUGGCAUUAGUACUAUUGCGGGUGGAACCUUUAGUUGUUCUGAACAAUCAAAGCUUACUAUGAGAAAUCUCAACUACCCUUCAAUGGCAGCCAAAGUUUCAGCUUCACAAUCUUCAGAUAUCACUUUUUCAAGAACAGUCACCAAUGUUGGGAAAAAGGGAUCCACUUACAAGGCAAUAUUGUCUGGCGAUCCUAAACUCAGUAUCAAGGUCGAACCGAAUACGCUCUCUUUCAAGUCACCAGGGGAGAAGAAGUCUUACACCGUUACAGUCUCUGGCAAGAGUCUUGCGGGUAUUUCUAGUAUUGUGUCGGCGUCUCUGAUUUGGUCAGAUGGAUCACACAACGUGAGAAGUCCUAUUGUUGUGUAUACUUAGCUAUCAACCCCAAACUCGAGAUAAUAAAAGUAUUUGAUGUUA